This is a messenger RNA of Neltuma alba, 7030 nucleotides long. RefSeq names its product glutamate synthase [NADH], amyloplastic-like. Gene Ontology annotation, molecular function: oxidoreductase activity, acting on the CH-NH2 group of donors, NAD or NADP as acceptor; iron ion binding; FMN binding. Lineage: Eukaryota; Viridiplantae; Streptophyta; Magnoliopsida; Fabales; Fabaceae. The record is from RefSeq and is a predicted model, not a curated record.
CAUCCGAUAUCUCCAAAAAAUAAACUCAUCAAAUGUUCACGCUUCCUACUCGCUCUGCGUGCGCCCUGCCAUUCUUAAGAAACCAUCAAUUCAGAGUGUGUCCCCCUGGUAGCAUCAGAGAAGACAAUCUCUGUGUUUCAAAUAAAUCAUGUGCGAGCAAGAGGAAGUUCUUUAGGAACCGGUUGCGUUCUUACAGAUCACCAGUAUAUGAAAGGCUCCACCUUUGGCAAUCGGACCGGCCGGGGCGGUCGCCAAGGCUCAGGGUCGUUGUUCGGUCGGCAUUAUCAGGUGUGCCGGAGAAGCCGCUUGGUCUCUAUGACCCUGCCUUUGAUAAGGACUCUUGUGGGGUUGGGUUCGUUGCGGAAUUAUCCGGCGAAUGCAGUCGUAAAACGGUGACUGAUGCUAUGGAGAUGUUGCUACGUAUGUCGCAUAGAGGUGCUUGUGGGUGUGAGCCCAAUACUGGAGACGGAGCCGGUAUUCUCGUGGCUCUGCCUCAUCAGUUUUACAAGGAGGUCGCCAACGAUGUGGGAUUUGAGCUUCCACCGCCUGGACAAUACGCUGUUGGCAUGUUUUUCUUGCCCACAUCAGAUAGUCGCAGAGAAGAAAGCAAAAAUGUAUUUACAAAGGUUGCGGAAUCUCUUGGACACUCUGUCCUUGGUUGGCGUUCUGUGCCCACAAAUAACACUGGACUGGGCAAAUCAGCCCUGCAUACAGAACCAGUUAUUGAGCAGGUGUUUCUGACUCCUAGAUCCCAGUCGAAAGUUGAUCUGGAAAGACAGAUGUACAUAUUGAGGAAGCUCUCCAUGGUUGCUAUUGAGUCUUCCUUAAAACUUCAAAAUAACGGUGAUACAGAUUUCUACAUCUGUUCACUUUCAUCAAGGACUGUUGUAUACAAAGGUCAGUUAACGCCAGCUCAGUUGAAGGAUUACUAUUUUGCGGAUCUUGGCAAUGAAAGGUUUACGAGCUACAUGGCCCUGGUGCACUCACGGUUUUCUACAAAUACCUUUCCUAGCUGGGACCGAGCUCAACCUAUGCGCAUAUUAGGUCACAACGGAGAAAUCAACACUCUUAGAGGCAACGUGAACUGGAUGAAGGCACGUGAGGGUCUCCUCAAGUGCAAAGAGCUCAAUUUAUCUGAGUCUGAGUUAAAGGAUCUUUUGCCUAUUGUUGAUGCCAAUUCAUCUGAUUCAGGAGCUUUUGAUGCUGUCCUUGAGUUUUUGGUUCAAUCUGGGAGAAGUCUUCCAGAAGCUGUUAUGAUGAUGAUUCCUGAAGCUUGGCAAAAUGACAAAAACAUGGACCUUCAGCGUAAAUCAUUCUAUGAAUACUUCUCGGCCCUCUUAGAACCAUGGGAUGGGCCAGCCCUUAUAUCAUUUACCGAUGGUCGCUAUCUUGGGGCUUCAUUGGAUAGGAAUGGACUACGACCAGGCCGUUUCUAUGUCACACAUGGUGGACGAGUAAUAAUGGCCAGUGAAGUUGGGGUAGUAGACAUUCCUCCUGAAGAUGUAUGUAGGAAAGGUAGACUUAACCCUGGCAUGAUGCUUCUGGUGGACUUUGAGGAGCACGCUGUUGUAAAUGAUGAUGCCUUGAAGGAAAAGUAUUCAUUGGCAAGGCCUUAUGGGGAGUGGCUCAAAAGACAGAAGAUUGAAUUGAAUGACAUAGUUGAGUCAGUUCAUGAAUCUGAAAGAGUGCCGCCAGCCAUAGCAGGAGUGGUACCGGCAUCUAACGAAGACAUGAAUAUGGAAAAUAUGGGAAUUCAUGGAUUACUGGCUCCGCUGAAAGCUUUUGGUUACACAAUUGAAUCUCUGGAAAUGUUAUUACUCCCCAUGGCAAAGGAAGGUGUAGAAGCCCUUGGGUCCAUGGGGAAUGAUACUCCAUUGGCCAUCAUGUCUAAUAGAGAAAAACUCUCAUUUGAAUACUUCAAGCAAAUGUUUGCUCAAGUAACAAACCCGCCAAUUGAUCCUAUUCGAGAAAAAAUUGUAACUUCCAUGGAAUGUAUGAUUGGUCCUGAAGGUGAUCUAACCGAAACCACUGAGGAACAAUGUCACCGUCUUUCACUAAAAGGCCCUCUUUUAUCUAUGGAAGAAAUGGAAGCUAUUAAAAAGAUGAAUUACAGGGGAUGGCGAAGCAAAGUUAUAGACAUAACUUUCUCUAAGUGUUGUGGCAGGAGAGGAUUAGAGGAAGCCUUAGAUAGGAUUUGUGCAGAAUCACGUGCUGCAAUCAAUGAGGGUUACACCGUGCUUGUGCUAUCUGACAGAGCCUUCUCAAGGAAUCAUGUUGCUGUGAGUUCUCUUCUGGCUGUUGGUGCGGUCCAUCAACAUCUAGUUAAAACACUUGAGCGAACUAGAGUGGCCUUAAUUGUUGAUUCCGCAGAGCCACGUGAAGUCCACCAUUUUUGCACACUUGUUGGAUUUGGUGCUGACGCUAUAUGUCCUUAUUUGGCUAUUGAAGCAAUUUGGCGAUUGAAUGUUGAUGGAAAAAUCCCACCAAAACCAAGCGGUGAAUUUCACACAAAAGAUGAGCUAGUUAAGACGUAUUUCAAAGCUAGUAACUAUGGAAUGAUGAAGGUUCUUGCCAAAAUGGGAAUAUCGACCUUGGCUUCUUACAAAGGUGCUCAAAUUUUUGAAGCUCUAGGUCUUUCAUCAAAAGUGAUAGAAAGAUGUUUUGCUGGAACUCCAAGUCGAGUCGAGGGUGCAACAUUUGAGAUGCUUAAUCAAGAUGCGCUGAAAUUGCAUGAGAUGGCAUUCCCUUCUCAUGCCUUCUCCCCUGGUAGUGCAGAAGCUCUAGCACUCCCAAAUCCUGGGGAUUAUCAUUGGAGAAAAGGUGGUGAAAUUCACUUGAAUGAUCCAGUUUCCAUAGCAAUGCUUCGAGAAGCUGUCAGAACUAAUAGCAAAGAUUUUUAUAAACAGUACUCCAAGCUAAUUCAUGAAUUGAAUAAGGCUUGCAAUUUGAGGGGAAUUUUGAAAUUUAAGGAGGCAGCAAUUAAGAUUCCCCUCGAUGAAGUAGAACCUGCCAGUGAAAUAGUUAAAAGGUUUUGUACUGGAGCCAUGAGUUAUGGGUCAAUAUCGUUGGAGGCGCACACCACACUGGCGAUUGCUAUGAAUAAAAUUGGAGGAAAAUCUAACACAGGUGAGGGUGGUGAGCAACCAUCUCGUAUGGAACCUCUUGCUGAUGGUUCAAUGAAUCCAAAGAGGAGUGCCAUCAAGCAAGUUGCAAGUGGGAGGUUUGGGGUUUCAAGUUACUACCUAACAAAUGCUGAUGAACUACAAAUAAAGAUGGCUCAGGGAGCAAAACCUGGUGAAGGAGGUGAACUUCCUGGCCACAAGGUUGUUGGAGACAUUGCUGUCACUAGAAAUUCAACUGCCGGGGUAGGACUUAUCAGUCCACCGCCUCAUCAUGAUAUAUACUCCAUUGAAGACCUUGCCCAAUUAAUUCAUGAUCUAAAGAAUGCCAACCCAAAUGCUCGCAUAAGUGUGAAGUUAGUGUCUGAGGCUGGAGUGGGCAUAGUUGCUAGUGGAGUUGUUAAAGGACAUGCUGACCAUGUCUUGAUCUCAGGUCAUGACGGAGGUACAGGGGCAUCCAGAUGGACUGGCAUAAAGAAUGCCGGACUCCCUUGGGAACUUGGCUUGGCUGAGACCCACCAGACUUUAGUUGCUAAUGACUUGCGUGGUCGCACAAUUCUCCAGACUGAUGGACAACUCAAAACUGGAAGAGAUGUGGCCAUUGCUGCACUUCUUGGUGCAGAAGAGUUUGGGUUCAGUACAGCUCCACUCAUCACAAUGGGCUGCAUUAUGAUGCGGAAGUGCCACAAGAACACUUGUCCAGUUGGGAUUGCUACCCAAGAUCCAGUACUUAGAGAGAAGUUUGCUGGAGAACCUGAGCAUGUUAUUAACUUCUUUUUCAUGGUGGCUGAAGAGAUGAGAGAAAUUAUGUCACAGCUUGGGUUUCGGAGUGUUAAUGAGAUGAUUGGCCGUCCAGAUAUGCUUGAAGUUGAUAAAGAGGUGAUUAAGAGUAACGAGAAGCUAGAAAACAUUGAUCUCUCUCUGUUGCUUAGACCCGCAUCUGAACUACGGCCUGAAGCUGCUCAGUAUUGUGUGCAAAAACAAGAUCAUGGUUUGGAUUUGGCCUUGGACAAUAAGCUCAUUAGUCUUUCUGAAGCCGCUUUGGUAAAGUGUAUACCUGUAUACAUUGAAACUCCAAUCUGCAAUGUUAAUCGUGCUGUGGGAACCAUGCUUAGCCAUGAAGUGACUAAACGGUAUCAUUUGGCUGGUCUUCCAACUGACACCAUCCAUAUCAGAUUCACUGGGAGUGCAGGCCAGAGCUUUGGUGCUUUCCUGUGUCCUGGCAUUACUAUGGAGCUUGAAGGUGAUGGCAAUGACUAUGUCGGUAAAGGAUUAUCUGGUGGCAAGAUUAUAGUAUAUCCUCCCAAGGAAAGCAAUUUUGACCCUAAGGAAAACAUUGUAAUUGGUAAUGUGGCACUGUAUGGGGCCACAAGUGGUGAGGCAUAUUUCAAUGGGAUGGCAGCAGAAAGAUUUUGUGUACGUAAUUCAGGGGCUAAAGCAGUUGUGGAAGGCGUUGGUGAUCAUGGAUGUGAGUACAUGACUGGCGGGAUUGUUGUUGUGCUUGGGAAAACUGGUAGAAACUUUGCUGCGGGUAUGAGCGGGGGUAUUGCGUAUGUUCUUGAUGUUGAUGGACAAUUUCAAUAUAGGUGCAACCAAGAGCUUGUAGAUCUGGAUAAGGUUGAUGAGGAGGAGGAUGUCAUUACUCUCAGAAUGUUGCUACAACAACAUCAACGUCACACUAGUAGUCUUCUUGCCAAAGAAGUGCUUACCAACUUAGAUAAUCUUCUUCCUAAAUUUAUCAAGGUGUUCCCUAGGGAGUAUAAACGUGUUCUUGCUAGUAUGAAGGCUGAUGUAGCCUCCAAAGAAGCAGUGGAGCAUGCUGCCAAGGAUGCACAGGAGCUAAAUGAAGCAGGAAAGGAAGGUAAAGAUGCAUUUCAAGAGCUGAAGAAACUUGCUGCUUCAUCUUUGAAUGAGAAACCGAGUCAGCUUGAUCAGGCUAAAGCAUCGAAGAGGCCUACUCAAGUUGUUGACGCCAUUAAGCAUAGAGGUUUUGUUGCUUACGAACGUGAGGGAGUUCAAUACAGGGAUCCCAAGGUUCGCAUGAGUGAUUGGAAGGAAGUGAUGGUGGAGGGAAAGCCUGGACCACUUUUGAAGACUCAGUCUGCUCGUUGCAUGGACUGUGGUACUCCCUUCUGUCAUCAGGAAAAUUCUGGAUGCCCUCUUGGGAACAAAAUCCCAGAAUUUAAUGAGUUAGUGUACCGAAAUAGAUGGCGGGAAGCAUUAGAGCGUCUUCUUGAGACAAACAACUUCCCUGAGUUUACUGGUCGGGUAUGCCCUGCACCAUGUGAAGGUUCUUGUGUCCUUGGUAUUAUUGAGAAUCCUGUAUCUAUCAAAAGCAUUGAAUGCGCCAUCAUAGAUAAGGCUUUUGAGGAGGGUUGGAUGAUGCCUCGACCUCCGUUAAAGAGAACAGGGAAAAGUGUUGCCAUUGUUGGAAGUGGACCAGCAGGCUUGGCUGCUGCUGAUCAGUUGAACAAAAUGGGCCACAUAGUAACUGUGUAUGAGAGGACUGAUAGGAUCGGAGGGCUUAUGAUGUAUGGGGUUCCAAACAUGAAAGCUGAUAAAGUUGAUAUAGUUCAACGGCGGGUCAACCUUAUGGCUGCAGAAGGAGUUAAUUUCGUGGUGAAUGCUGACGUUGGACAUGAUCCUUUAUACUCCCUCGAUCAUCUUCGAGAGGAAAAUGAUGCCAUUGUUUUGGCUGUGGGAGCCACAAAACCAAGGGAUCUUCCUGUACCAGGACGGGAGUUGUCUGGUGUUCAUUUUGCCAUGGAGUUUCUUCAUUCAAACACUAAAAGCUUGCUUGAUAGCAAUCUACAAGAUGAUGACUACAUCUCUGCCAAGGGCAAGAAAGUUGUGGUCAUUGGUGGGGGUGACACUGGCGCAGAUUGUAUAGGGACAUCCAUUCGUCAUGGAUGCAGCAGUAUUGUAAAUCUGGAACUUCUUCCUGAGCCACCACGAACUAGGGCCUCAGGAAAUCCUUGGCCACAGUGGCCUCGAAUAUUGCGUGUAGAUUAUGGGCACCAGGAAGCUGUGGCAAAAUUUGGCAAAGAUCCCAGAUCUUACGAGGUAUUGACUAAGCGGUUUGUGGGAGAUGAGAAUGGAAAUGUGAAAGGGCUUGAAGUGGUACGUGUAUGCUGGGGUAAGGAUGAUGCUGGCAAGCUCCAGUUUAAGGAAGUUCAGGGCUCUGAGGAGAUUAUUGAGGCUGAUCUAGUCUUACUGGCAAUGGGCUUCAUUGGUCCUGAGUCCACAAUCCCAGAGAAGAUGGGCUUGGAGCUAGACAAUAGGUCAAAUUUGAAGACGGAUUAUGGCCACUUUUCAACUAGUGUUGAUGGCAUAUUUGCAGCUGGGGAUUGUCGGCGUGGUCAAUCCCUGGUAGUCUGGGCAAUCUCAGAGGGACGGCAAGCCGCCAAACAGGUAGACAAGUACCUUACUGUAGACAAGGAGCUCAACAAUAUUGGUGGGCCAGAGGAACUUGUGAAGAGACAGAAGGACCACCUCACCAACAAACGCACUGUAGUGACUUAAAAGACGUCAUUUUUCCAUCUCAAACAGUACCAAAGGGAAUUUCCCAGUAUGAAAAAGAUGAUAGAGAUCGAGCAAGGGUUUAAUUGGCAUGCCCAGGCAGUUUUAGUUGCCAAAAGGGCAUUGAUAAAGGAGAAAAUAAUAAAGGUUAGAAUUUAGCUUCUUCUUCUCCCCCCUCCCUUUUUUUCGUGAGAAGGUUGGAAUUUAGUUCAAGCGAAGGUAGAUUAGAUCGUUUUGAGGGGUUUAAGGUUAUUUCAUAUAGAGUCCAGUUUUAAAGUGUUAGAUGCCGUCUUUCUUGCCGGGAAGUUAGUUCUUUUGUAAGUUUAAGAAAUGUACAGUUUGCAAUUCAAUCUUCAUUCGAAUUAGAUAAUUAUUGUUUGGAUGAAAUAAUA